Gaeumannomyces tritici R3-111a-1 is the source of this 1356-nucleotide messenger RNA. RefSeq names its product signal peptidase I. Gene Ontology annotation, cellular component: signal peptidase complex; membrane. The coding region runs from base 192 to 710 and encodes 172 amino acids. The transcript has 3 exons. Gene Ontology annotation, molecular function: serine-type endopeptidase activity. NCBI's taxonomy places the organism in Eukaryota, Fungi, Ascomycota, Sordariomycetes, Magnaporthales, Magnaporthaceae. The record is from RefSeq and is a predicted model, not a curated record.
CUGAGUACCGGCCAGCUCGCCUCAGCCAAUUCGGUAAACUGUCAUCAGAGCCACCAAGCUUCGCGACGGCGCGCACCCCUCCGUUCUGGUCGCAAAACCACACAUUUUGGGCCACAGUCGACACCCUGGGCUCGCCCGUCUGUUUGUACGAUCCAUCUCAGCCGUCCAGACAGGUCUCGGACGUUUUCGCCAUGCUUUCCGGCCUCCAAAACCCGAGGCAGGCCGCCUCGCAGCUGCUCAAUUUUGCCCUGGUCCUGUCCACGGCAUUCAUGAUGUGGAAGGGCCUAUCCGUCAUCAGCGACUCCCCCUCGCCCAUCGUCGUCGUCCUCUCGGGAUCGAUGGAGCCCGCCUUCCAGCGCGGCGACCUGCUCCUCCUCUGGAACCGGAACCUGGUGCAGGAAACCGACGUUGGCGAGAUCGUGGUUUACAAUGUCAAGGGCAAAGAUAUCCCCAUCGUCCACAGGGUCGUUAGGAAAUUUGGCACUGGUCCCAAGGCGAAGCUGCUCACAAAGGGCGACAACAACCCCUCCGACGACACGGAGCUCUACGCGAAGAACCAAGACUACCUCGAGAGGGAAGACAUCAUUGGCAGCGUCGUGGCAUACUUCCCCUUUGUCGGUUACGUUACCAUCAUGCUUUCGGAACACCCGUGGAUGAAAACGGCCUUGCUCGGCAUCAUGGGGCUCAUGGUCGUGCUCCAACGCGAAUAAAAGUCGAAAUAUUUUCCUCGCGCUUGACGCUUUCUUCCUCACGCAGGGAAUUGUGGGGAAAGACGCACAAACAGGCAGGGGUUACCUUUUUUGGUCUAACAAAAAGUUAUCCUGGAGUAUUAUUCAUUCUUGUGCGGCAUAUCAUUCUCCUGUGAUGCGGAAGCAUUCUCGGCCGGUUCACAGGUGGCCUGUUCUCGGUCCCGUCUCCAAAAUUGCUUCCCCAGCGAGGCGGGGACUCGGGAAAGGGCCGGGGCGCAGGCUGGGGCUGGUUUAGCUGCAGCCUGGCAGGGCAGGCAUCGCCCCUGGCGGCCGACAGCCGUCCACAAGUGCGGUCAGCAGCGUGCCACUCAAGUUGCUGCGCACCAGUACUUCACGACAGGGGUUCGAAUCCUCCCUUCUGAGAUAUAUGGGCCGCCAUCAGGCAGACACCGGCCGAGGCCAUCCUAUUCGGGCUGCGCUGAAAGGAGAUCCCACAAAGAGGUGGGGACUGAGGCGUUGGCUGCAGCGUGUCAUUGGCUUCCAGAAAUUACACGAACGUUCCUGCACCAUCAUGCUAGCAUCACGACCCUGCUUAUUGCUAUUAUUUGUCUCAUCUGUUUUCUUUUUCUUUCCCCCUUCGCGCUCUGUUUUAGUUGGAGAUUUCCUU